AUGUUUAUACGCCAUGCUGUUCCAAAGUCUCAUUUUCUUAUUAGGCAAUAUACUUUGAAAUCAAUACGUCUAAAUUUGAUUAAACAGCCAUUACUAUAUAGAGUUUAUCCUCACAGUCCUUGUAGUCAUGGUUCUGUAAAGGCUUUAAAAUCAAUAGUCACUUUGGUUGGUAUUGUAGGCUCAACUUAUUGGUAUGUGCAGAGAAACAACUUUGCAUUUGCUGAUUCUAUGAAUAUGAUAAAUUCAAAAUCUUACACAACUGAGGAACCUGAAAGUAAACGUCUUAUUCCAACAUAUAUAACCCUAUAUGAUGGAACAAAUGCGAAGCUAGUAGGGUUAGGUAUAAGAACUGUAUCAUUCUUGAAAGUGAAAGUUUAUGUUAUUGCAAUGUAUAUUCGCGAAAGUGAUAUAGAAAUCUUGAAGAAAUGGAAGGGUUAUGACAAAGCAAAGUUUUUAUCAUCUAACAAUGAGUCGGUGGCGUCAAAUUUAUUGGACCAACCUGUAGAUAUCGCUAUUCGCAUAGAACCUGUACGAAAUACUAAUGGUCAGCAUUUACGUGAUGGAUUCGUACGUGCUCUUACGAAUAGAAUGCAGAAUGGUCACCUAGAUGACGAUGAUGAUGUUGAAGGCGUACUUGAAGCCCUUAAAGAAUUUAAAGCUCAAUUUCCUAAAUCAUUGGUUAAAAUUGGUACCGCUAUGAUUUUAACAAAACAGAAAGAUGUUCACUCUGGUGUUGUAAAAAAUAAAUGGUUAGCAAAAAAUCUUUUCAUGGGUUAUUUUGCUGCAAGUGAUCCCAUCUCUGAAAAAGCAAAAAUUAGUAUUGCUGAAGGAUUUGAUAAUAUAUUAAGUAUGAACAAUACAGUUUAG
Cetraspora pellucida is the source of this 867-nucleotide messenger RNA. The record is from the annotation of a GenBank genome assembly. Lineage: Eukaryota; Fungi; Glomeromycota; Glomeromycetes; Diversisporales; Gigasporaceae.